AUGGGAUCCCUAACAGCACAACUGCUUUGCGAAGUUGACAAACUCCGUACUGAGUUGUUGAACAAUGUCGAAGUCAUGACGGACUGUCAGCGCGCCGAAGAUGAAAUUAGUCACAGGGAGAUUUUGACCCGCAUUGAAAGCGUUAUUGUAGGAAUAGUGACCAGUCUGUCCAGAGAUGAAGCCCCUGUCCUGGCACUGCCCAAGAGAUUCAGCUGGGCCAACGUCAGCUUUGACAGUGCCAUUGGGCUUCAAAUGAGCUCAGGAUGCUCUGUCACCACCAUUAGGAGCGACUGCCCUUCAUCUGCCACUAGAUUUGCACAAAUUCUUAAGAUUCUCUCAGUCAUCUACAGACUUGUGCAGAGCAACUCAUUUGCUACCAAAAGAGACAUCUAUUACAACAACACACAGCUGUUUGGUUCGCAGAAAACUGUUGACACUAUAGUAGAUGACAUCUCCUGCAUGCUGAAAGUUCCUCGUAGAUCUCUGCAUGUGUUGGCUACAUCCAAGGGAUUAAUCUCAGGCGAUCUGUGUUACAUGGAGGAGGACGGCACAAGGAUCGACUGCCACUCCAGCUCUGCUGCUGUUUCAGUUUCAUCAAAUAUCGUUGGAAUUAGAAAUAUCGCAUCAUCUGCAAAAUUUAUCCUGAUAGUUGAGAAGGAUGCAACAUUCCAGAGACUGCUGGAUGACGACUUCUGCACAAAGCUCUCUCCUUGCAUCAUAAUCACAGGCAAAGGUGUGCCAGAUGUGAACAGCAGGUUAAUGGUGAGAAAACUUUGGGACGUGCUGCACAUCCCCAUCUUCGCCCUCGUGGAUGCUGACCCUCAUGGCAUUGAGAUCAUGUGCAUCUACAAGUACGGAUCAGUGGCAAUGUCGUUUGAGGCCCACAGUCUGACCGUCCCCAGCGUUAUGUGGCUAGGCCUCCUCCCCUCUGACCUCCAGAGGUUACGAGUUCCUGAGGAGGCCUUGAUCCCGCUCUCCAAGAGAGACGAAAGCAAACUCAACAGCCUCCUCAAAAGGCCGUACUUAACCAGCCAACCAGACUGGCAGAAAGAGAUGGAACUGAUGCAGCAGAGUAAGGUCAAGGCUGAAAUACAGUCGCUGGCAGCCAUAGCUCCAGACUUCCUCACCAGCAUCUACCUGCCCAACAAGCUGCGCUAUGGAGGCUGGGUGUGA
Molecule: messenger RNA, 1173 nt
Organism: Stegastes partitus (bicolor damselfish)
Lineage: Eukaryota; Metazoa; Chordata; Actinopteri; Pomacentridae
Product: meiotic recombination protein SPO11-like
Exons: 13
Coding region: 1-1173 (390 amino acids)
Biological process (GO): meiotic DNA double-strand break formation; meiotic DNA double-strand break processing; reciprocal meiotic recombination
Cellular component (GO): nuclear chromosome
Molecular function (GO): DNA binding; DNA topoisomerase type II (double strand cut, ATP-hydrolyzing) activity; ATP binding
Source: RefSeq, a predicted model, not a curated record